This is a messenger RNA of Acytostelium subglobosum LB1, 234 nucleotides long. RefSeq lists its product as hypothetical. Lineage: Eukaryota; Evosea; Eumycetozoa; Acytosteliales; Acytosteliaceae. The record is from RefSeq and is a predicted model, not a curated record. The annotation marks the transcript as partial. Gene Ontology annotation, biological process: GPI anchor biosynthetic process. Gene Ontology annotation, molecular function: enzyme regulator activity. Gene Ontology annotation, cellular component: endoplasmic reticulum membrane; dolichol-phosphate-mannose synthase complex. The transcript is spliced from 3 exons.
AUGAGUAUUCUUGACAAGGGUAUCAGCCUUUCAAUGGUGUUGUUCAGCAUCAGUGUAUUUGUAUAUUAUACAGCAUGGGUCAUCGUAUCUCCAUUCAUGGAUAGCGAUCAUUGGAUGCAUCAAUACUUCUUACCACUGGAGUAUGGUGUUAUCUUGCCUGCCAUUCUACUUGUUGUUGGACUCGCUGCAAUUGGCUCAUUCCUCGGCAUGGUAAUGUUGAAGACAAAGAAGAAA